AUGGCAUCCGACCUUAACUUUGAACUGUCAAAGAAAACUCACAUCUUUCACCUUAAGGUGUGGGUUUUAAUAGCCAUCUUUGUGGGCUUGUUCCUUGUGUUUAUUGUUUUGGUUCUGCCAUUUUGUCUAUCACGUAAAAGAUCAAAAAGGGGUAGUGCUACUCUUCAAAUUAGCCAAAUUCCCAAGGUGUCAAAGGAAAUUAAAGAGAUCAAGGUUGACCAAUAUUCUGCCAAAAAUUAUGCUGCUCCUGAUAUUGAUUUCCUUACCCUUCAGGACAAGUUUAGUGAUAAAGAUUCAGACAAGCUUCUUAGCAGUGAAAAGGCCAUGAGUGCUGAUAAUAGCAGUCAAUAUGAUUCCUUUACUAAUUUGGAGAAAGAAGGUGUCGCAUGUGAGUCAGGGGAAAAGGGAGGUGCUGGAGCAAUAUAUAAUUCACAUCCAGUGGCUGUUUCUUCCCUUUUAUCAGGUCUUCCUGAGUUUGCUCACCUUGGUUGGGGUCAUUGGUUUACGCUUAGGGACCUUGAAGUUGCAACCAACAGAUUUUCCAAGGAAAAUGUUAUUGGUGAGGGUGGAUAUGGAGUUGUUUAUCGUGGCCGACUGAUAAAUGGCUUUCUUGUUGCUGUUAAAAAAAUCCUCAACAAUAUAGGGCAAGCAAAGAAGGAAUUCAGGGUUGAAGUUGAGGCUAUUGGUCAUGUCCACCAAAAAAAUUUAGUUCGACUUCUGGGUUACUGUAUUGAAGGAACUCACAGGUUGUUGAUAGAUGAAUAUGUAAACAAUGGAAAUCUAGAACAAUGGCUUCGUGGAGCCCUGAGCCAUCAUGGUUAUCUUACUUGGGAGGCUAGUAUGAAAGUUUUAGCAGGCACUGUAAAAGCAUAUGCUUCUUGCACUCUUGCAUAUUUGCACGAGGCAAUUGAGCCCAAAAUGGUGCAUCGAGAUAUAAAGUCAAGCAAUAUACUCAUUGAUGAUGACUUCAAUGCUAAACUAUCUAAUUUUGGUCUGGCUAAGUUGCUCGGUUCUGGAAAAAGUCACAUUACAACCAAAGUCAUGGGUACCUUUGGAUGGGUAUUUAUAUCAGCACCUGAAUAUGCAAAUAGUGGCCUCCUAAACGUGAAGUGUGAUGUUUAUAGCUUUGGGGUUGUGCUUUUGGAAGCCAUUACCGGAAGAGAUCCUGUGGAUUAUGGUCGCCUUUUGCAUCAUGUGAACUUAGUUGACUGGCUCAAGGUGAUGGUCGGGAGCAGAUGCUUUGAGGAAGUUGUUGACCUCACAAUUGAGACCAAGCCACCUACAACAGCCCUCAAACGAGCUCUUUUGGCCGUUUUAAUAUGUGUUGAUCCUGAUGCUGAAAAGAUACCCAUUAUGAGUCAAGUUGCUCGCAUUCUUGAAUCAGAAGAGUAUCCAGUAUCACGAAAGGGGUCUGGUUUGAACUUUCAAAAGCUGAAUCUGUUUUUCUUUUGGAUAUCCUUUGCUGUAUAG
Coffea arabica (coffee) is the source of this 1470-nucleotide messenger RNA. Its product is annotated as probable receptor-like protein kinase At2g42960. Gene Ontology annotation, biological process: protein phosphorylation. Gene Ontology annotation, molecular function: protein kinase activity; ATP binding. Lineage: Eukaryota; Viridiplantae; Streptophyta; Magnoliopsida; Gentianales; Rubiaceae. The record is from RefSeq and is a predicted model, not a curated record.